This is a messenger RNA of Gadus morhua (Atlantic cod), 2551 nucleotides long. RefSeq names its product tubulin polymerization promoting protein (gene tppp). Gene Ontology annotation, cellular component: microtubule. Gene Ontology annotation, biological process: microtubule bundle formation; positive regulation of protein polymerization; microtubule polymerization. Lineage: Eukaryota; Metazoa; Chordata; Actinopteri; Gadiformes; Gadidae. The record is from RefSeq and is a predicted model, not a curated record. The coding region runs from base 198 to 896 and encodes 232 amino acids. Gene Ontology annotation, molecular function: tubulin binding. The transcript has 5 exons.
UUCAGCAUCUCCCACUCUCUCUCGAGCGUUCCGAGGCAGAUGGAGCAAAGAGCUGGAGAACAGAGAACUGAUGGCUCUGUAGAACCGACAACCCUCACCUAGAGAAGGUGGAUCAUUAACCUGACAGCAAAAAAAGGAAACACAAUUCAGCUAAUCCAAACAGUAUACACAAGGAAAUACAUUCCCACAAAAACAACAUGGCAGAUCAGAAAGAUAACGCGCAUGACUUCAAGGUUCAGACGGCCAAGCACUCCAACAUGAGCACAGCAUCCAUGCGACCGCCCAGUGAACAGUCCAGGGACAGAGCGUCCAAGAGGCUCUCGUCUGAGUCCAAUGGGAACAAUGAAGGUGGUGUUGGAGCGUCUACUCCAGUGGAACUGACUGCACUGGAAGAGUCCUUCCGCCGCUUCGCCAUACACGGGGACACGCGGGCCACAGGCAAGGAGAUGCAUGGCAAAAACUGGUCAAAACUGUGCAAGGACUGCAAUGUAAUCGACGGAAAAUCCAUCACCCUCACUGAUGUCGACAUCGUCUUCACUAAAGUCAAGAAGAAAUCCUGCCGUAACAUCACGUUUGACGAGUUCAAGGCGGCACUGGGAGAACUGGCCAAGAAGAAAUAUAAAGAGAAGCCCGCAGAGGAGGCCGAGGCUGAGGUCUUUAAGCUGAUAGAGGGGAAAGCGCCGGUUAUCUCCGGAGUCACGAGAGCGGUGGCGUCCCCCACGGUGAGCCGCCUCACAGACACCAGCAAGUUCACCGGCUCGCACAAGGAGCGCUUCGACAACAGCGGCCGCGGGAAGGGGAAGGCCGGGCGUGUGGACGUGGUGGACACGUCCGGGUACGUCUCCGGAUACAAACACGCCGGCUCCUACGAGAAGAAGCUUGCCAAGCCCAUGUGAGGGGGAAGGGAGAUAAACACUAGAUUGAUAUGGAUAAUUUUCUAUAACAACAGCACACACACACGCACACACACAAUCUGAAAGCGCAAAAAAAAAAUCAUGUAAUCUCCCACUGGCCAUUUUCUGUUUGUCUGCCAUUUUGUUUUAGUUUUUUUAUUGUGUAAUUUCCUUUUGAAAGGUCAGAAAAACUGGAAAACUGUUUACAUCUUUUCAUCACCAGCUGGUACAUUCCUAUGUGAAAGUAAGGUACUGCCAAACCCUGAACAAAGAUAACAAUGAGAGAAUCUUCUGUACUAGCCAUAAUGACUACGUUAUUAUUAUAGGGCCGUAUAGUAUUUCAAAGUACAGUGAACUAUUCACCAAACAAAAGCAAUAAACUUUGCACUUUUCAUGGAAAUAGCAAGUUUCCCCCGUAUUGAGCAUUACACUUUCAAUUUCCUCUCUGUAUAUUUUCAUAGUAGAUUCCGUUAUUGAAACCAUUAAAAACUUGAAUUGAUUAUACUUAAAUUGAUACCUCCCUCCUUAUUUAUAUGUGUGUCUGCCUUAUCUAUAGUGAAAUAAUAAUCAGUUAAUUAUUAUUUAAUCUUAAUAUUUUAAUAUUAAUCUUAAUAUUUUCAGAUUUCCGAGAUCCUUUACGUUAGGUCUAAAAUAGAACAAUCUUUUCCUUAUUUUAAACCACUUAUCGAAAACGAUAACGGACUGAAUCUUUCUAGGCAUCCCACUUACCUAAUUAAAUGAUGUUUAAUUUUAUAAAAAGGUUCUACUGUAGCAAUUAAAGAAGAAACAAGUAUAAGAGUAAAAGCAUAUAUAUUUCUGAACAUUUUAAAAUAUAGAUCAUAUGAAGUAUAUUUUACGUCCUGAAUUAUCCACAUUUGGAUUGAGAAGUUUUUAACAAGAACGUAAUAUUAAACGUCCCUGUAUCCGUACUUGUAAACUGUAUACAGAAACCAUUUUGGUGAUAAACAUUUAACAGAAACUCACACAGAACUAAUGAGCUGGGUUGGUGAAGAUUGUAUUUUUAACAUUGUACUUACAUUAUCUCUCUGUCAGAGUAGCAUACUGUGGUUCUAAUAUAUUGGUGGUAAGAUUUUGUAUAUUUCUUUUGAAUUGAUAGAGAUGUGUCUUUAUUUAAAACACGGGUUUCCUAUAUUCCUCUUUAAGCGCUGGAACAUGUAUACUGCAUCUGGUUCCGAAGCGCAUAGAUUCAUGAAAAAUAUGUAUGUUUCUGUCAUUUAACGUUUAAAUUCUGUAACCAAUGUGAAGACAUUAUCUUCAUUAGAAAAAAAAAAGUGUAGAAUAAAUGGUGGACAUUGAACUAUAUUAAACAAAAUCAGAUGAUAGUGUUUAUUCAAAAUGGAAAGGGAAAAAGAAAAAAAUACUUUUUUUCCUAGCCUUUUCUCUAUUUUUUCAACAUAGUGGUGUACCAUUGUUGUUGAAGUGUUUGCUGUAAGUAUUAGCUUUAGUAUCUCUGCUCCAAUCUGUGAUGUAUGCUUCAUGCCAAAUACAGUGCACCUUUUACACAAACGACCAACAAUAAUGUCUUAUAUUAAUGUUAACUAUUGUGUCCUGGUGCAUGCUACACGUCUGUCUCUCUCUUUAAAACUUGUUGAUAUGAUUUGUAGUGAAUUAUUGGAAAAUAAAAAAACAAAACAUGU